AUGGCUGCUUCUAUUAUCGAAGGAAUCGACAACGAAGUUCUCUUUGUUCUUGCUGUGUUCGUGGCAUUUGUGGCAAUAUUUUUGGUCCAUUUCCUAUAUAACUCGAAUAGAAUCUCGGGCCCAAGCUUUAACUUAAAUGCUGGACAGAAUGUUCCUGACACAGCAUCAGCCUCUAUGCAUUAUUCACCAUCUGAGGAAAACUCGGAAGGAGGUUCAUCGAAUGGACCAGGUAGGCUAAACAGCUGCCUAGGAAAAUGUCAAUAAUGUAUUGCAUAAGGCUUAUAUCGUCUUUUAUUAUUUAUGUACUUUGUUCUUCGUAUCCCCCCAGGACCCGUUAGUUUUGCGAAUCUUGCUUACAAGUCCAAUGUUAGUGACACACAGUUCUACAAAUGUUGAACUGUUUGUGUAUCGUAUAACGUGUUCCAAUUUUUGCCUUUUUAAGUAAUUUUGAAUGUCCGAAAAAAUCGGAUGACUUCCGAACCGUGCUGAGGACGUUCCAACAACUUCUGAACAUUAACAAAGAUUCCCGAAAAUGUUCCGAUGAUGUCUGAGGGUUGCCAAAUGUGGCAGUUGGCACCAUCUUGGCAAGAUCACACUUAUCUUGGUGAGAUUCCAAGCAAACAUACCAGAAUUUUUGUACUGUAGGCCAAAAGUAAAGUUUCUUCAUUCAAUUUAAGAAAUGGCUCAAUUCAUUUUUUGAUGACCUAUUUAAAGGAUUGAUAAGGUAGAUACAUAAAUGGAAAGUGACUAAGUUGGGAUCGUGAAAAUUACAUUUGCCCAAAAGCUAAGGGACUAUGAUAAGGUCUUUAAUUGGCCACAGAGUAGACUAUAAUGGGGUAGGGUGCCUGAGAGACCCGCCGGACAUAACCAGCCAAAAUUAACCGGUGUACCCCCCCCCCCCCCCCCCACCAAGUGAAAACCACUUAGCACUACAGGAAUACAAUGUAUUUUGUUGAGCAAGUAAGUGAUCAGCAUUUUCUGCAGAUGCUUUGGUCACCAUCAGCAGGUGUCAAGAUACCUUGCCUCUACCCUUAAAUAUGAAGAACUUUCUUACCUCAAAACUCUGAAAAUGUGCGACCCCAUUCUAGUAACUCUAUUGAAAAUGAGACCCCAUUAUAGUCAAUCCAGUCAUAAAAAUGCGACCCCAUCCAGCGGCACAUCCCCAUUAGUUCCCCCCCCUCCCCCCUGGGGGAGGGGUUUCAGUCCAAUUUUGCACGUUUAUGACUCCCUUUUGUUUUGUUUUUGUAUUUCUUUUUUUUAUUUCAUCAUUCAAUGUUAUUUUUGUGUAUCAGUGAACUCUUUACCCAGUGGUUAGCCUUUCAAAUUGACUAAAGUUACUUGACCUAUCUCAUGUAAGGUGGCUCUCAACAGAUUAGCUUCACUUUUCAGUGAGUCAGGGUUCUUAUAAAAAAAUUGCAGAAAAACAAAACAGAUAUAAAGGUAAGCAGCUGUAGUUUAAGGACUCUUGCAAUCUUUAAGACAGUCUUUUCAGUCCCAAUUUUCUCAUUCAUAAGAAUAAACUAAAACGUUCUCUUGUUGUUCAAUGAUAGCUGCAAACCCAACAGGCAGUGAACCACUCCGAAAUGAUACUGAAGCUACGCCAGAGCAAGUUAAUAAUGCAAGCAUUCCCCAGAUGGACAGUACUACGGAUGGUGUGCGCUGGCGAGGGGAUGAAAGCAUGCCAGACUCACACAGCCCUAAUACAAGUAGUACCCCAGGAGAGAGCAUAUCAAUCCGGGUUAAAUUCAUGGAGAAUGAGAGAACUUUAUCAGUAAAUAGGACAAUGAAAGUAGGGGAUUUGAAAAGGUAUUUGCAGCAGCUUGAUAACCAGAUACACCUUGCAGUUUUAUCUAAAUACAUGUAUCUAAAAUCCUGGUCAAAACGCUUGGGACAAUUUGUGUUUCAGGUGAGGAAAAUGUAAUUCAAGUUGAUCCCCCUCCCCCCCUGAAUAGUGUUGGGUGUUACAAGUCAAACACUCUGAACAUAUUUUGCAUAUGCUAAGGACCUCAACUUUGUUGAGGGGAGGUGGGGGAAAAAUCUUGGUAAGGCCGUGUUUAUGAGUGUGUAACGCAGGUUAGCCGUAAAUUCCAUAGAAAAACAUGUGAAAAAGGGGAGGUGCCCCAAAACCUUUUGGCCAGGAUUGUAGUUUAAAAAAUGUCACUUUUAACAUCCUUUUAGUUUGACAAGUGGCUGUGAAAAGGCAUGUUAGCAGAGCAUAAUUUUACAAGAGUUACAUUUUGUUCUGUUUCUAGCAAACAAAGGUAACAUUACUCAGAAGGUAGGGCGGACUUGGGGAGUUAAUCCAAGGAAGAAUUCUAAAAUGCAAAACACAUUUUUCAAUCCUGAAAAAUAUACCUGAGUCCUUGUAAAGUCCAUGAAAAAUCCUACAUUUUUAAAUAUGUUGUAUUCAUAUAUUUUUUCAAUAUUACAAAGUGCGCAACUAUUUUAAUGUGUCUGUGUAUCUUAUCUUACUUCCACUGCAGAUUGUGCUUUCGGAAUGAAUUAAACAGUGGACAAAGGGUGCGGCUUAUAUACAGUGGGCGCUUACUGCAAGAUGACACUGCCCCUAUCUCCUUUUAUGGCAUUGAGAACUAUUCAGUACUUCACGCCCAGAUUUCUGACAUAAGAAGAACAGAUGAGAAUGAACAAUCAACAACUUAUCACCAAGAAGCCGAUUUGGACUUGUCUAAGUUAUUUCUUCCCAUAUUAGCAAUAAUUCUGACACNAAAAAUGUCACUUUUAACAUCCUUUUAGUUUGACAAGUGGCUGUGAAAAGGCAUGUUAGCAGAGCAUAAUUUUACAAGAGUUACAUUUUGUUCUGUUUCUAGCAAACAAAGGUAACAUUACUCAGAAGGUAGGGCGGACUUGGGGAGUUAAUCCAAGGAAGAAUUCUAAAAUGCAAAACACAUUUUUCAAUCCUGAAAAAUAUACCUGAGUCCUUGUAAAGUCCAUGAAAAAUCCUACAUUUUUAAAUAUGUUGUAUUCAUAUAUUUUUUCAAUAUUACAAAGUGCGCAACUAUUUUAAUGUGUCUGUGUAUCUUAUCUUACUUCCACUGCAGAUUGUGCUUUCGGAAUGAAUUAAACAGUGGACAAAGGGUGCGGCUUAUAUACAGUGGGCGCUUACUGCAAGAUGACACUGCCCCUAUCUCCUUUUAUGGCAUUGAGAACUAUUCAGUACUUCACGCCCAGAUUUCUGACAUAAGAAGAACAGAUGAGAAUGAACAAUCAACAACUUAUCACCAAGAAGCCGAUUUGGACUUGUCUAAGUUAUUUCUUCCCAUAUUAGCAAUAAUUCUGACACUUUGUUGGUAUGGGUUUUUUUACUACAGACAUCUUUUCAGUGCAGCAUCUGUAAUUAUCCUUGUUUUCAUGACGUUUGCAUUCGGUGUCUUAGCACAUGUUAUAACAUCCUAA
Messenger RNA from Porites evermanni, 3414 nucleotides. NCBI's taxonomy places the organism in Eukaryota, Metazoa, Cnidaria, Anthozoa, Scleractinia, Poritidae. The record is from the annotation of a GenBank genome assembly.